Messenger RNA from Megalopta genalis, 2701 nucleotides. RefSeq names its product SDA1 domain containing protein Mys45A (gene Mys45A). Lineage: Eukaryota; Metazoa; Arthropoda; Insecta; Hymenoptera; Halictidae. Gene Ontology annotation, cellular component: nucleolus. Gene Ontology annotation, biological process: ribosomal large subunit biogenesis; ribosomal large subunit export from nucleus. The record is from RefSeq and is a predicted model, not a curated record.
CGAGUCGUAACGUACCAGUGCGAUAGUUUGUUACAUUGUUUAGUAGAUUUGUUGUACUACAAUAUAUUUGAUAACUUUGUAAAACAACAGUUUCAAUUUGAAAAUAUUAAAUACAAAAAAUGAUUACGCAUUCAAUUUGUAUUUUGUAUAGGUUAUAAUACAUUGAAUUCGUCUGUAAAGUAGCAUAUGUAAAGCAUAAUAACAUAACAAGUGAUAUUAUCCACGUGCAAUUGAUGCAGUAAUAGUACGUUUGUAAAAAAAAUGGUAAGACAUAACAAUCAAUUACCGGAGAACCUUCCACAAUUACAAAAUCUUAUUAAACGUGAUCCAGAAUCUUACAAGGAGGAAUUUCUUCAACAGCAUCAAUAUUAUAAGUCUACUUUGGAAGUGUUUCAUCUGACACCUAAUAAAUUUAAUAAGAGUCUUGAUGAAAUAGUCAUCUUUUUGGCACAGGUGGCCCAUUGUUACCCAAAUGAUCUAGAAUUGUUUCCUCAAGAAAUCAUUGAUGUACUACAAACGUACAAUACAGUACUUGACAAUGAAAUGCGAUUAACGUUUUGCAAAGCUUUAAUUCAACUUCGUAAUAAAUCCCUUUUGGAACCAACUGUACUUCUCAGACUAUUUUUUCAACUUUUAAGAUGUCAAGAUAAAAAUUUAAGGGAAUUUCUCGAAACACACAUUAUAGCUGAUAUUAAAAAUAUUAAUAUUAAGCAAAAAAAUACGAAAAUUAACACAACUUUGCAAAAUUUUAUGUUUUCAAUGUUGAAAGACUCUAAUGUCAGAGCUGCCAAGAUGUCUGCUGAUAUUAUGAUAGAAUUAUACAAGAAAAAUAUCUGGAACGAUGCAAAAACUGUAAAUGUUUUGGCAGCAGGGUGUUCUGCCAAAACGCCAAAAGUUAUGGUCGCUUGUUUAAAGUUUUUCCUAGGAUCCAAUGAGGAAAAACUUGAAAAUAACGAUAGCGAUAGUGAUAGUGAACCAAAUGUUAAAGAAAUUAUGAUGGCCAAUAAAGUAAACAAGAAAACAAAGAAACGUGCGAAACAAUUAAUUAAAGCAAAGCAGUUGUUAGCGAAAUCUAAGAAGAAGACAUCGAAAGCACCAGCAUAUAAUUUUUCAGCAUUACAUUUACUUCACGAUCCACAAGAUUUUGCAGAAAAAUUAUUUAAACAGCUAGAAAAAAACAAUGAUAGAUUUGAAAUUAAGCUGUUAACUUUGGAUGUUAUCUCAAGGCUUAUCGGUCUGCAUAAUUUAUUUUUACUAAAUUUUUAUCCCUAUCUCCAAAGAUUUUUGCAACCACAUCAAAGAGAGGUAACGAAACUUUUACAAUUUGUCGCCCAGUCUUGUCAUGAACUUGUACCACCUGAUGUACUAGAGCCCAUUUUGAAAACAUUAGCAAAUAAUUUUGUUACGGAACGAAAUUCAGCCGAUGUUAUGGCCAUUGGGUUGAAUGCAAUAAGAGAAAUAUGUAUACGGUGUCCUCUGGUUAUGAAUUCAGAUUUAUUGCAAGAUUUAGCACGGUAUAAACAUUACAGAGAACGUAGCGUGAUGAUGGCUGCACGUUCGUUGAUUGGUUUAUUUAGAACCAAAAUGCCAGAUUUAUUACAUAAAAAGGACAGAGGAAGACCAACAGAAGCAAUUAUGGCUUUGGAAGUUGCGAAGUAUGGACAUGUACCUGCCAAUGAUUUUGUUCCCGGUGCUGAAGUUUUAUUAAAUGAUAAUCCUGAUAAAGAUCCAAGUAGUUUUGUAAUAGAUAGCGAUACUGACGAUAGUAACGAUGAUUGGAUCGAUGUAAAUCACAGUGAAGAUAAUGAUGACGAAAACGAUGGCGUGGACGAUGACGAGGACGAGAUGGAGGGCGAGAAUGAGGACGAGGACGAUGUAAAUGAAAGGAAAGAUGAUGGCGAUAACGAUGACGGUGACAAUAGAGAUGAUGGCGAUAACGAUGACAAUGAAAACAAUAGUAAAAGUUAUAAAACAACUAAUGAAAAGAAGGAUGUCAGUAACCUUAGAAAUAUCAGAAAUCGAAAAAUGCAUUCUAUCAAACGAACAGAAAGAAAAAAAUUAAAGCAGGAAAAAGUAAAUUCAAAACCGGAAGAAAAACACAUGUUAACGAUUGAGAAAAAGGAGAAGGCAUCUUUAAUAUCUACUGAACGUUUAUUAACCGACGAGGAUUUUAAGACGAUAGAUAUGGCAUUAGCAAAACAAGAAAUUACAUACGCUAAACGUGGCGUAAAACGCUCACAUACAAACGAUGUCGAAUCUGGCGAAUUUGUCAAAUUAUCAGAUAUCGAAAAUAUAUAUAAGAAACGAAAACACGACAAACAAGCUCGCAUUGAAUCUGUAAAGAGAGGACAAGAAGGAAGAGAAAGAUUCGGUUACAAAGAUGGUCGACAGAAUCCGCUUUGCAGUAAAACAAAUCGUGAGAAGAAGAAAACAAAAGCUUUUCAAAUGUUAAAGCAUAAAGUAAAAGGAAAAGUAAAGCGUUCAUUUAAAGAAAAGCAAAUUGCUUUAAGAAAUCAUUUAUUGAAGCAGAAAAGAAUGAAAUGAUUAUAGCUAAUAAAGUGCUUUAUGUGCAUAAGUUAUGCGUCGAUAUUAUUUUCAGUUGUAAGUUCGUUUUAUGUUCUUCAAUUGCUAAUAUUCAUAGAUCGUUGAUGAGAAGCGAGUUAUUAAUAAACUAUCUGUGCAGUUCAUAGAUUUUUGAGAA